Molecule: messenger RNA, 1727 nt
Organism: Coccinella septempunctata (seven-spotted ladybird)
Lineage: Eukaryota; Metazoa; Arthropoda; Insecta; Coleoptera; Coccinellidae
Exons: 9
Coding region: 250-1557 (435 amino acids)
Molecular function (GO): protein binding
Source: RefSeq, a predicted model, not a curated record
UUCUGUGGUCCAAUAAUUUCCGUUACAGAAUAUAGCGACCAUGAUGUCCAACGUCAAUUUGAAUUUUUUACGAUUUUCAAUUAAACGUUGAUAAGAAUUUCGUGGGGUUUUCGCGAACCAAUCAGCAACCGAUAGUGCUGCAAUAAUCCGGUACAGAUGUUACAAAAUCCAAGAAUUCCCCGACCUUGAUUUGACAUUUUGGAUAUUCGUAUAGGAAGAGGGCAUUUCUGUCGAUAAGGAUUUUGGAAAAUGUCAGUAAAUGAUCCGGCAAUCAAAGAUUUGAAAGGAUGCGCCCAAAGAUUCCUCGAAGAACCUUCCGGCAAAAUCGACGACGAGAACCGUUUCCUGCCUUCCUUCUGUCAGAAAAUCGAAACGAUCUUCUAUACGGGACUCAGGAACACCAAGAAGUACUUCGCGAGAGAAGAAGAGCCUUACGAGUGGAUGGAAGAGGUGGCUCGAGACAAGUGUUGGAAAUUUCCGUUUCAAUACUUGAACUCCCUCUACGAAGUGCAGAAAAAUCAGUGUUUGAAGAGUAGACUGGGGAAGUUCAGGCUGCUCCUGAGGUAUUGCUUGGUGAAUAGGUGUCUGCAUGCGCCGGUGGAGUAUUUGUUGAAAAAUGGAAAAUCCGAGCAAUUUUAUCGUGAAAACUGCAUAUUAGGCGACGAGAUCUUAAGCGAGAUCUUGCUGUCCGUUUUGUUGCAAUGCGGAACCAUAAAAUUCGACCUGGAUCUGUCUAACGUAUACUUUCUGGAGUCCACUUGGCUGCUUCCAGAUGUCGUUCGUGUGGAGGUAGUACCCAGUUGUUCUCUGGGACUAUCGGUGACUUUUUCCGAGGAAAAAGCCGUCAUUGUCAAUAUGGACCCGUACGGACCAGCAGCUGAAAGUGGACAAGUGGAAAUCGGGGAUAUCCUAGAAAGCAUCAAUGAUGUCCACAUCGAUUCUUCCAGUCGAGGAAAACUUAGCUGUCUACUGAAGAGACAGAAAUCCAUUCCGAUUUCCCUGACUAUAGUCAAAGCCUUGAAGACGUCGAACAAUAACACCCUGUUUAUACCGUUGCGCAAAUAUCUGCUGGACGUGAAUCUGGACAUCCUGCAGAUCCAGAACAGGAAGAAGGAGGUACCGGACGAGGAAAAAUCAAGCAACAUAUCAAGGGACGGAUUUCGGUGCGUUUUCGUAGGUUCGGUGAGAAUAGGUACUGAGGGAGAUUCCAGACAGGUCGAGAAGACCAUAAGGGACAUAAUGAAGUACAGAUAUCACACAGGUGAUAAACCCUGGAAUAGGUUCAAUAAGCACAUCUUUUUGCAAAUAGGUGAAAUGGCGGUGAAAGUUUUGGAACAGGAUACUGGAAAGGUACUUUUCGAUCACGCUUAUAUGGAUAUUUCGUCAUGUGGUUCUUCUUCGAUCUAUUACAACUAUUUCGGAUACGUCAAAGGAAACGAUCGAGAGGAGCCUGGUCAAUUUACAUGCUAUGUCUUUUAUACUAAAAGAAAAGACGAUUUAACUAUGAUGCUGAGUAGUAUUGGACAGGGAUUCAAAAGGACGACAUAUGCAGUGUGACGAGGACAAAAAUACUGAGGGCUUUGGGUAAAAAAUAUCGUAAUAACAAUUUAAUACUUCACAGAUAUAAGGUUAUAAUCACAGGUUAUUAUACAUUAUAUAAUAUAAAAUCAAUCUUUUAAUGUAUCUAUAAUAUUUCUCAAAGAUUAUUAAAAUAAUGGUAACAUCAA